CGAGAGGGAUCUGGAAAGGAGGACAGAGAGCCAAGAGACGAGAAGAGAAAAGGAGUGCCAAGCUCCUGUGCCGGCUCCAGAGGAGGUUUAUUGUUGUUGACGUUGUUCGGGGGUCAACAUGAGCAGCCCGUGCCUGCUGCGCACCGCCCCCGUAAGCCAGCCCCGACUCCGAGAGGUCAAGAUCAGCCUAAAGGCCAGCAGCAGGGAGACUGGGGCCAUCCGGAGCAGCGCUGGGGGGGGCAGAGAGGCUGCCAGCCGGCCUUACACCCCAGCAGAGAAAGAGGCACAAGUUCGGGUCGGGCUGAGCAGCAGCAGCAUCAGCCGGAGCAGGAGCACCCCACCGGUCCACCGCGCCCUGAGACCCGAGACCAGGAAGACGGGGAGAGAUGGCCGGCAGCAGGAGCUCCAUCAACACCCAGAGAGGAACGGGACCCUCCUGCAUGUCCCACUCAUGGGGACACCCUCAGGGGUCUCCUCCUCAUCAUCCUCAUCCUCCUCCUGCACCCCCAGACGUCAGCGGACAUCUCACCCUCACCCUGCCCCCCUCCUCUCCUCGUCCUCCUCCUCCUCCUCUGCCAAGAGUAUGAAGCGAGCGCGCUGGCUGAGUUACAGCACGUCCAACAUUUGUUUCAACUCCGUCCUGGAUGGACGAUUCAGGCAGCUGCAAGAUGAGCGCGAGGCAGUUCAGAAGAAGACCUUUACAAAAUGGGUCAACUCCAUCCUUUCCCGAGUGGGCUGUCGCAUUUCUGACCUUUACCUGGACCUGCGCGACGGACGCAUGCUCAUUAAACUGCUGGAGGUGUUGUCAGGAGAACGACUGCCAAAACCCACUAAAGGCCGGAUGCGGAUCCACUGUUUGGAAAAUGUGGACAAGGCCCUGCAGUUCCUCAAAGAGCAGCGGGUUCACCUGGAGAACAUGGGCUCACACGACAUAGUUGAUGGAAACCAUCGCCUCAUCCUCGGCCUCAUCUGGACCAUCAUCCUGCGUUUCCAGAUCCAGGACAUCAUCGUGGAAACGGGCCAGGCCGACCAGAAGGAGACACACUCUGCUAAAGAUGCUCUUCUUCUGUGGUGUCAGAUGAAAACUGCAGGAUACCCCAGUGUCAACAUCACCAACUUUACCACCAGCUGGAAAGACGGGAUGGCCUUCAACGCUCUCAUACACAAACAUCGGCCAGAUGUGGUGGACUACAACAAACUCAAGAGGUCCAAUCCUACCCACAACCUCCAGAACGCGUUCAAUGUGGCAGAGCAGAAGCUUGGUGUCACCAAACUCUUAGACCCAGAAGAUGUUUUCACAGAGAACCCAGAUGAGAAAUCCAUCAUCACAUAUGUUGUGGCUUUUUAUCACUACUUCUCCAAGAUGAAGCAGCUGGCAGUGGAGGGAAAGAGAGUUGGAAAGGUUCUGGAUCAGGCUAUUGAGACAGAGAAGAUGAUUGAUAAGUACGAGACGUUGGCGUCAGACUUGCUGGUGUGGAUCGAGCAGACCAUCGUUGUGCUGAACAACAGGAAACUUGCCAAUUCUCUAUCAGGAGUCCAGCAGCAGCUUCAGGCCUUCAACACCUACCGUACUGUUGAGAAGCCGCCCAAAUUCCAGGAGAAAGGGAACCUCGAGGUUUUGCUCUUCAGCAUCCAGAGUCGUAUGAGGGCCAACAACCAGAGGGUCUACACGCCUAAAGAGGGAGCGCUCGUCUCAGAUAUCAACAAGGCCUGGGAGCGUCUGGAGAGGGCGGAGCACGAGCGGGAGCGCGUCCUGAGAGACGAGCUGAUCAGGCAGGAGAAGCUGGAACAGAUGGCGAGAAGAUUCGACAGGAAGGCUGCCAUGAGGGAGACCUGGCUCAUGGAGAACCAGAGACUAGUGGCUCAGGAUAACUUUGGUUACGACCUGUCAGCAGUAGAAGCAGCAAAGAAGAAGCACGACGCCAUUGAGACGGACAUCGCUGCAUACGAAGAACGCGUCCAGGCCUUGGUGAACAUCUCCAAGGAGCUGGAGUCUGAGCGUUACCAUGACGCCAAGCGGAUCGACGUAAGAAAAGACAAUAUCCUCCGUCUGUGGGACUACCUGCAGGAGCUGUUGAAGGCUCGAAGGGGGCGUCUGGAUAUGAACCUGACCCUGCAGAGGAUCUUCCAGGAGAUGUUGCACAUCAUCAGCUGGAUGGAUGAAAUGAAGGCUAGGCUGCUGUCCCCAGACUUUGGGAAACACCUGCUGGAGGUGGAGGACUUGCUACAAAAACACGCUUUGUUAGAGAAGGACAUCGCUCUGCAGGCAGAGAGGGUACAGAGUACCAGCGCUGCUGCUCUGAAGUUUGCAAAUGGAGACAGCUAUAAGCCAUGUGAUCCUCAGGUGAUCCGGGACAGGGUGCAGCAUCUGGACCUGUGCUACCAGGAGCUUUGUUCUCUCGCUGCUCAGCGAAGAGCUCGACUGGAGCAGUCUCGCCGCUUCUGGAACCUCCUGUGGGAGGUGACAGAGCUGGAGAGCUGGAUCAGGGAGAAGGAGCAGAUUUUCUCGACCCUUGAUUACGGCAAGGACCUGACGAGCGUGCAGGUGCUCCAGAGCAAACACAGCGCCUUUGAGGAUGAGCUAGGAGCCCGACGUGCCAAUCUGGAGCAGGUCCUGGCUGAAGGGGAGAAGAUGAUCCAAGCCAAGCAUUUCGGCUCCCCAAAGAUUCAAGAGUGCAUGAACGACAUCAGGAGGCAGUGGCAGCAGCUGGAGGAGCUGGCUGCGUUUAGAAAGCAGAACCUCCAGGACACCCAGACUUUCUUCCAGUUUCAGGGUGACGCUGAUGAACUUAAAGCCUGGCUGCUGGACGCCAAGAGGCAGAUGAGCAGCGAUGACGUGGGCCACGACGAGUACACAACUCAGCGGCAACUUAAAAAUCACAACAGCUUGAGAAACGAAGCUAUCAAAAAUGGAGGCACCAUUGACGCUCUGUCCAAACAGGCCAACGCUCUACCAGAGGAGCUACAAAACACUCCUGAUGUUCAGAGACGUCUGAAGGAUAUCAAGGACCUUUACAUGGAGCUCCUGACUCUGGCUGACCUGAGGCAGUCCAAGUUGGAUGACACCAUGUCUCUGUACACGAUCUUCAGCGAGACGGAUUCGUGUGAGCUCUGGAUGAGCCAGAAAGAGACGUGGUUAGUGGGCUUAGAAGUGCCUGAGAAGCUGGAGGAUCUGGAAGUAGUCCAAAACAGGUUAAGCAUUUUAGCUCAAGAUAUGGCAAACGUUCAGUCGAGAGUCGACAACGUCAACAAAGCUGUGAAACAGCUUGAGGAUAGCAGACACCCACGAACCAGAGAGAUCAAAGAGUGCCAGACACGACUGAAUAAAAGAUGGGAUGCCUUCAAGGCCAUGGUGGAGGAGAAGAAGAGGAAAGUAGAUUCUGCUGUUAGUUUGCACAACUACGGGUUGGAGUGUGACGAGACGGAGGCCUGGAUAAAAGAAAAGACUCGGAUCAUUGAAUCCACGCAGGACUUGGGCAACGACCUGGCGGCUGUCAUGACAAUCCAGAGGAAACUGUUUGGCAUAGAGAGAGAUCUGGCCGCCAUCGACGCCAAGCUUUCCUUCCUGAGGAAAGAGGCUGACCGGCUGGCUCAGGACCAUCCGGAAAAUGCUGGAGAUAUCUUGGCCCGCAGAGGAGAGCUGGAUGCAGCCUGGGACAGGCUGAAGAAGACACUGAAGGACAGGGAGGACUCUUUAGGUGAGGUUAGUAAGUUACAGACCUUCCUCCAAGAAAUGGACGACUUCCAGUCCUGGCUAUUCAAGACCCAGAAGGCUGUGGCAUCGGAGGAAAUGCCCACCUCGCUGCAAGAGGCUGAGGACCUGCUGAGCACUCACAGCGCUGUGCGUGAAGACAUCUACAACCAUGAAGAGGACUAUCACCGUGUGAGGGACACUGGAGCUCAGGUCACACGGGGUCAGGAAGACGAUCCUCAGUACCAGCAGCUGGAGCAGAGGCUGAAGGGCUUGGAUCGAGGCUGGUAUGAGCUCCAGAAGAUGUGGGACAGUCGCAAAAACUUCCUGGACCAGGGUCUGGGCUUUCAGCAGUUCAUGAGGGACAGCAAGGCUGUAGAGGCCAUUCUGAACAACCAGGAGUACACCCUUGCUCACAUAGACAAGCCUGACACCUUGGCUGGAGCAGAGAAGGCUCUGAAGAAGCAUGAGGACUUUGUGAGCACCAUGGAGGCCAACGAGGACAAGGUCGACGGUGCUCGGCAGGGCGGGCGGCGGCUGGUGGACAACAACAACCUGUACUCUGGAAAGGUUCAGGAGAAAAUGGAUUCCAUCCAGGACAGGCGUGACAAGAAUAAGAGAAGAGCUAAAGACGUGUCAGAAAAGCUCAGAGAUAACCGUGACCUGCAACACUUCCUGCAAAACACUCAAGAUCUGACUGUGUGGAUCAAUGAGAAGAUGCUGACUGCUCAGGACACCUCGUAUGAUGAGGCCAGGAACCUCCACAGCAAAUGGCUCAAACACCAGGCCUUCAUGGCUGAGCUGGCCUCCAACAAGGACUGGCUCAACAAAGUAGACCAGGAAGGUCAGGAGCUGAUGGAGUCCAAGCCUGAGUUUGAGCCCAUUGUGAUGGAGCGUCUGGCCAAGCUUCAUGAGCUGUGGGACAAACUGGAGUCCACCACUCAGGAGAAGGCUCGGCUGCUGUUUGACGCCAACCGCUCGGAGCUGUUCGACCAGAGCCUGGCUGAUAUGAAGAAGUGGUUGGGCCAGCUUCAGCAGCACCUACAGAGUGGAGACGAGGAUGUAAAGGACCUGACGAAUGCCAAUAUUCUGCUUAAAAAGCACCAGAUGACAGAGAACCAGGUUCGUGACCGUAUCCGGGAGCUGGAGGAGCUCCAGGAAGCCGUCAGGAAGCACGGCGGCGGGAGGGAAGACCAGCCGGAGCUGGAGGCGGAGCAGCAAGCCCUGCAGAGGGAGUUCCAGCAGCUCCUCACACCUCUGUCCCAGCGCCGGGGCAAGCUGGAGGCUGCCAAAUCCAUCCAUCAGUUCUACAGAGACCUGGCCGAUGAGCUUCUCUGGAUUGAGGAGAGGAUGCCCCUGGCAAUGUCACAAGAGCACGGCAACAAUCUCCAAACCGUGCAGAUGCUGUUAAAUAGGAACCAGACUUUGCAGAGAGAAAUCGAGGGCCACCAGCCCCGCGUUGAUGAGGUGGUUGAGCGAGGCAGGAGGAUGGCAGCUGCCGCCGGCGCCGAGGACAGACCCGAGGCGGAGAGAAUCACGGACCAGCUGAACGAGCUGGAGGAGGCGUGGACGCGGCUGCAGCAGGAGAUGGCCAAGUGGCGGGAGAGGUUGAAUGGCUCCAACUUGGCCCAGCAGUAUUAUAAUGAUGCUGAUGAGGCCGAGGCCUGGAUCUGGGAGCAGGAGCUCUACAUGAUUGCUGAUGAGAAGGCCAAGGAUGAGCAGAGUGCCAUGCUGAUGCUAAAGCGCCACUUGAUCCUGAAGCAGGCAGUAGACGAUUAUUCUGCCUCCAUUCGGAGGCUGGCCGACCGAGCCCAAAGGAUGUUUGCAGAGGACCAUCCUGACGGCGAGGAGAUCAUUAGGCGACAGGGCCAAGUGGAUAAGCAAUAUGCAGGUCUGAGAGAGCUGGCAGAGGACCGCAGGAAGAAGCUGAACCUCACCUAUCAUCACUUCCUUCUGAGCAGAGAGGUGGAGGACCUGGAACACUGGAUUGCAGAGAGAGACGUGGUGGCCUCCUCUCAGGAGAUGGGACAAGACCUGGACCACGUCACGCUUCUCAGGGAUAAAUUCAGAGACUUUGCCCGGGAGACGGGCAUGGUGGGCCAGGAGCGAGUGGACAUGGUCAACCAGACGAUAGACGAGCUAAUCGAAGGUGGACAUAGCGAGGCAGCUGCGUUGGCAGAGUGGAAGGACGGCAUCAACGAGAGCUGGGCGGACCUGCUGGAGCUCAUCGACACCCGCUCUCAGCUCCUCACGGCUUCCUACGAACUUCUCAAGUACUUUGAUGAUGGAAAGGAGUUGGUGACUCAGAUCCAGGAGAAGCAGAAGGAGCUGCCUGAAGACGUGGGUGAAGAUUUCAGUAAAGCAGAGUCCUUCCACAGAAUGCACGCUGCCUUUGAGAGAGACAUCACCGCCCUGGGCAAACAGGUUCAACUGUUCCAGGAAACAGCUGCAAGGCUUCACGCCCAGUACGCCGGAGACCGAGCAGAUGCCAUUCAGGCCACCGAAAGGGAGGUGGUGGAGGCCUGGAAAGGUCUGCUCGAUGCCUCAGACGGUCGCCGUACGCAGCUGGUGGACACGGCUGAGAAGUUCCGCUUCUUCAGCAUGGUCCGAGACCUGAUGGCCUGGAUGGAGAGCAUCAUCCAGCAGAUCGAGACUCAAGAGAAGCCCAGGGAUGUCUCGUCCGUGGAGCUGCUGCAGAAGUACCACCAGGGGAUUCGCUCAGAGAUCGAAGCCAGAGGAGCAAAGUUCACAGACUGCAUCGACCUGGGCAAGGCCCUACUGAACCGCAAGCACCGAGACCCUGCUGAGAUCAAAGAGAAGCUGGUUCAGCUGAUUGAGAAAAGGAAGGAAAUGAUGUUCAAGUGGGAUGACAGAUGGGACUGGCUGCGACUCUUGCUGGAAGUGUGUCAGUUCGCACGGGACGCUUCCGUCGCCGAGGCCUGGCUGGUCGCUCAGGAGCCCUACGUGACUAGCAGAGACCUGGGUCACACCGUCGAUGAGGUCGAGAAGCUCCUCAAGAGGCACGAGAACUUUGAGAAAUCCACCGCCAGCUGGGAGGAACGUUUCUCUGCGCUGGAGCGCCUCACCACGCUGGAGCUGUUGGCGUUGAGGAAGCAGCAACAGGAGAUGGAGCAGUUCAUGAAAGAUGAGCAACGCUCAGAAAGGGAGAGCAGGAGGGAAGACACUGGCUUUGCAGAAGAAUCCUCACAACUCUACACCAUCGAGGAGCAAACUCUGUCUGGGGCAGCAGAUCCCAGUUCAGGCCAGCAGGAGGGGACUGCUGGUGACUCCACGGUGCCCAUAGAGUCAGAGAUGAGAGAGAGUGCAUCCCUGGAGCUGGAGCCCUCCUUCUCUCUAGUCUUACCUAAAGAGCCCGAGAGGGCGGCCACCAUGCCCACAGAACCUCUCAGCAGCCUGGCCGUGCUGCAGGAGGGCACGCUGUGCCGCAAGCAAGACUUAGAGGGCUCGGGGAAGAAGGCCUCCAACAGGUCGUGGAACAACCUUUACUGUGUGCUGAAGUCCGGUCAGCUCUCAGUCUACAAGGACCAUAAAAGUUUUGGUCAUGGGACAACGUACCACGGCGAGGACCCCCUGUCUCUCAGAGACGCCGGCUGGGAGAUCCUCACCAGCUACAAGAAGAAGAAGCACGUUGCUAAGCUGCAUCUUGCAGAUGGAAGUGAAUAUUUGUUCCAGUGUAAAGACGACGAAGAGCUCCAGCGCUGGAGCGAGGCCAUGGAGAAGGCCGUUCAGACCCUGGAAGCAGAGGAGGAACUAGGGCCCUCGGGGGCCAAAACCCACAGCCUCCCCGCGCCCCCCUCCUCAGCUACACCCCCUGAAACCAGCUCUGCCAAGAAAGACAAGGAGAAGAAGUUCAACCGCUUUGCCAAGAAGAAGUGAAACAAACGAGCCGGCCGCUGGGAGGGAGCGUUGCCUAGGCAACCUGGAUGGAGAAAGUAGAAUUUAUGUACAAUCAGUCAGAGUGGAGCUUUUUAAUCACUAGAUGUUUAUUUUGUGAAAAUGAAAAAAUCGUGAAGUUUGAGUGGAAGCCGUCACCUUUGCCUGUAUUUAAGCCCGUGUACGAUUCCAAAGGUCCUUUUUCUGUAUUCUCUUUUUGUGUUGUUUUUAACUCACCUAGAGCAUCGAUUAAAGCACAGGGAUGCUUCACACUCAACCAAAGAAUGUUUGCAAAAAUUUGUUUUUGUUAGUUUAGCUGCAGUUUGUUGCUUUGUCAUAAAUGUGGCGUAAGGAGGCAUCUAGACCCCAGAGUCCGGGCGGUACAUUCAUCAGCCUGCCUGAGAAAAUGGUUGUGAACUGUAAUACUGUGCUGCGUGAGCUGUUAGCGGCUACUAGAGUCUGAUGAUUUGAAACAGAUUUGCAGAGUGGAGGGCUGUAACGUGCACACACACCAGCUACACUCAUGUAAACAAAAAACUGAGUGUGUACAAGCAGUCAUGUGACACAGUUUGAUCUGUGGAUUUAAACUAUACUCCACACCUGUCUACUAAACUCUAUAACUAUGUAAUAACAUAUACACUAUAUAUAGCUAGAGAUGCAUGUUAUACGUUGGUUUGAUUUGGUGCUAUGAUGGUAUUCUUGACCCACUUGAAUUGCCUUAUUUGUGUUUGACUCGUGCUUGCAGUGACACAACGCUAGCAUGCAUAAAGUGGAGAGGGGGGUUCCAUAAACUAAGCAAACGUGAAUAGAUUUUCAGGACGAGGCAGGACACUUUUAACGUGGUGCAGCAUGAGAAAUAAAAUCUCUUUUAGACCACGGUUCAGCUGAAAAACACCAAGGCUGGGAAAAUGUAGCCUCUGCCGCCAAAACAAGCGUUUGUGUCAGGAUGCUGCGGAGAAAACAGCAGCUCAGACUUUUACAAACACAGCUUUGCUGCAGGGUUCUGCUGUGAAGCAUGAUGCCUGGAUGAAUUAUUAACAUAGUAAUGAUUUAAUAUGUUUUAUUAGGUAGAGAUCCAUGGUAACAGGAGAUAGAUUUGUUGAUUUCAGUUACAUUUGUAGAUUGAAAACCUGCUUUUGGUCAAUUUGUUUUCAUUUAAAUUUCAAAAUGAUUUGAAUUGGUAUGGGGUCAGAAAUGAAUAAAAACUGCAUAUUGAAAGGUAAAUUAGUCACUUAUAAUCAUAUUGAGAUGUUAAACCUCCCAAAUUAAAAUCCAUUCUUUAUAAAAAACCUGCCACCUCAUUGGUUGGGUUUAUUAAUAAGACAAGUUAAUGCAAGACAAUCAAAUGUUUACGUAUGAUCAGGAUUUACAUAAUUUCAGCUCAUUUUAAUGAGUUUUUAAUGUACAGUAACAGGAUUUUUCAUCUAUAAACAGAUAAGGAGACGUUAUGAUGAACAGUCUCAGAUUACCAUCGUCGUCUUGUAUUAUGGAUUAAACAGCCGUCUCACUCAAGUGACCUCUACAAAAGCCAUAAAUGACAUCAUUCAGCUCCAGAAGAUGUUGCAGCAUCAUGAUCUCGUCUAUUUUAUUUACAAAUCCAUCUAAAUGACUCAUUUCCUACAGGUACCAGAAGUUUAAUUCUCCCAUGAACGCACCUGGAAAUAGUUUGGAUAGUUCAUUUAUUUUGAUCCUGACACUUUCUCACCCUCAGCCACUUUUAUUCCUUCACUCUCCUCACCUUUUCUGUUCGGUGGUUUAUAAAUCUGCAUUUUGUACUCAAUAGCUCUGUAAAAUAUUCAGACAUGUUGACAAAAAACAAAUGUUUUGAGAGAAUAAAGUUUAAAAGAGAAA
This is a messenger RNA of Nothobranchius furzeri (turquoise killifish), 9436 nucleotides long. RefSeq names its product spectrin, beta, erythrocytic (gene sptb). The record is from RefSeq and is a predicted model, not a curated record. Gene Ontology annotation, biological process: actin cytoskeleton organization. Gene Ontology annotation, molecular function: actin filament binding; structural constituent of cytoskeleton; phospholipid binding. Gene Ontology annotation, cellular component: cell junction; plasma membrane; cortical actin cytoskeleton. Lineage: Eukaryota; Metazoa; Chordata; Actinopteri; Cyprinodontiformes; Nothobranchiidae.